Mytilus trossulus (common blue mussel) is the source of this 760-nucleotide messenger RNA. Its product is annotated as perlucin-like protein. The transcript has 5 exons. Lineage: Eukaryota; Metazoa; Mollusca; Bivalvia; Mytilida; Mytilidae. The record is from RefSeq and is a predicted model, not a curated record. Gene Ontology annotation, molecular function: signaling receptor activity. The coding region runs from base 1 to 603 and encodes 200 amino acids.
AUGAUACAUGUAGCUCUGUUGAUUAUUUUGAUGGCUACGUAUAAUGAGAUUUGUGGAAAAGAUAUAUGUCUAGCCAAAAAGGAAGAGAAUCGUUUUACUAGCUUGAAAAACCAGUUGAAAAGUUUCGAAAGGACAAUCAGUGACUUGGAAAAGGGACUCAAGGAGAAACAUGUUAUUAGUGAUGGUGGAUGUAAAAAGGACUUGUACAGAUUUAAGGAUCAUUGUUACUAUUUUAGUAAAGAAAAGAAAAGUUGGUUUGAAGCUGAGAGGUAUUGCAGAACAGAAUAUUCAUCACUCGUCACCAUCAAUGAUGUCAAUGAGAACAACUGGUUAAUGUCAAAGUUGGCAGCAAACAAUGUUGUGAUUGCAUGGAUAGGUGCAACCGAUUGUGAUUCGGACAAAUGGAUAUGGGCGUCAACAUUUGCACCUAUUACAUAUUCUAAUUGGCACAGUUCUGAACCUAAUGGCUACACCAAAGAAAAUUGUGGCGCGAUCUACAAAAAGUUUAAUGGAAAAUGGAUUGAUGCUAUGUGUAAAAAUACAUUGUAUUUUGUUUGCAAGAAAAAUAUUACACAUUUUUGCCAUCCAAACAAAGAUGUAUGAAGAACCUCAAAAAGUUACGACAAACAUGAGAUGAUCCAAUUUUGUGAGAAAAAAAAUACAAGAAUUGAACGAUGUUUAGCUUCAGAAUUUUCUAAAGACUUUCAUUAUUUGUCUUUAACGUACUAGGUUAUGCAUUAAUAAAAUUUCAUUAAUACCA